GUGAACCUUUGCAUAUCCCUUUGUAAAUAUUGCACGUUUUUGCCCACCAACAUUACUAUUCAGAAUGCACAGCUCUCCCACUUUUAAUUCGAUAUUGAGUGAAUUGUCCAACACUUUUUUUGCUGAUUGUAAUGUUUCACUUUCUUGAACACAAUUUCUGAUUUCUAUGUACUUUAUCAAAUUAUUUUGGAUGCACAAAUAACAUCAAUUCAGUAUUUUUCUUUGUAAAACAAAAUCCCUCUUUCGACCUCCCUAAUUAAAAUGUCCAAUUGUUCCAAUCAUAAACCUUAAUGGAAUACAAAUUAUAAACCUCAAGCAUCAAAUUAACUACUAUUGGCUACAACUGUAGUCUGAAUUUGCAUAUAUAUUAUAAAACAACAACUGCAUCCAUUAUAUAUUCAGGUUAUAUAUAUUAAAUAAAUAUUUUAGCCAAAUAAUAGCCAACUGUGCUACAAAACUGUCAUCCCGAUCAUUCACUCAGUGUUUUAUCUUUGGGUUAUGAGAUUUAAUCCAAUCAAACGAAUAACGUUAAAUGUAUCAACCAUAGACAGCUAGUGCCUCUCCUGUCUUUCGUUGUUUUCGACCAAAGACAAAACACUUUCCCCAAUAAUUUAUUCAUAAAAACUCGAAUAUAGGAAGCGCGUUUUCUCUCUUUUGUCCCUCAGCGCACACCGUCGAGUUUAUACUCGCUGAAAGGGGUUACAUAAUGCGUUCAAGGAAUUUAGCAGAUUUUUGAUUAUGUUUUAAACAUGCGAAAUGUCUGUGUUGCGCAGAGCUAAAACAUGGGAAGUAUCUGACUCCGAGGACAGCGACGCUGAGAAAAAAACAUUGAAAAAACAUGAUUCAAACCUCGAUGAGAGAAGUCAAACAAUAACAGUGAGCGAAGAAGAUGAGGCUCCAGACAACAAAGUCAACACCCUCCAAUCUUCACCCAUACAAACAGAGCCCCGUCAGACUUCAGCUUUGUCUCCUCCACGACAACAUGCAACCCCGAGUCCUGCAAGAAAACGCCGCAACAAAGAGGAGGUGGAGGCGGACAGAGAGGCAGCUAGGGAGAGGAGGGAGGAGAGGGAGAGGGUGAGGACAGCCAGGACCCGGGAGAAGGAGGAGAGGAAGCAGGAGCAGCAGAGGAGGAGAGAGGCGGCAGAGAACCUGAAGAGUCUCCGGCCCGAAAACUGCCUCAAGAGUCUGACAGUGCGCAUAGAUCCAGCUCUUCUGCAAGACGGUGGCUCAGACAUCUUGCUGGACACCCUGGCUACCUUUGAUUGGAGGUUCAGCAUUGAGAGCCAUCAGCUCCCACACAGCAUCACCUGGACGAGAGAUUUACCUCAGGGAGAAGACAGCUUACUGGAGGAGGAGCAAGUGGUUCUGGUGCUGGGUCUGACAGACUUCAUGGACACGGUGGUCUCUGUGAAGAAAAUGCUUGACAGUAACGAGGAGCAGACAGGGGCAGGGUCUUUCCUCUCUCCAAUUUUGGAGUGUCUCAACAGGGAUGCCAAAAAGGUGGUCACCCUCUUAGUGACAGACCCUCAGCAGGAUUACAGGGCUGAUGCAGUCCCUUUACUGGAUGAGACUCUACAAUCCAAACUGGGGAUGGAGAACUUGGACGUGGAGGAGGUUCUCGUGUACCUGCAACUCUGCAAGAAUAUCUCUCUGGUCUUCCUUGAUGGCUGGCAGGAAGUCACCAACCAUGUGUGUGCCGUCACUAAGGCCUUAUCAAAACGCCCUUUCAAACUGCUGACGGAGCUGCCCUUCUGUGUGGACGGUUCCUGGGCCAGCGGGGUCCGGGUGGAGAGGGACGGCUCGGGGCUGAUCCAGGUGUGGAGCAGGCAGGUCCAGCAGCUGAACAGAGUCAGCCCCACCGUGGCCUCCACUGUGAUCGCUGCCUACCCGUCUCCUCAGCUGCUGCUGCAGGCGUACCAGAGCUUGGAUUCAGAGGAGGACAGAAAGAGUCUGCUGGCUGGUCUCUUGGUGAAGAGCGGAGGUAAAGAGAGACGUAUCGGCCCAGAGAUAUCGGCCAGAGUUUACCGCUGCCUCACAGCCCAGAACCCCCAGCUGGUCCUGGACUGAUCUACUUGAAAACGUUAGCGAGGAUUAAAUCCGGCUCUGAUUUCACGUUGUCACCACUUGGCUGCUAAUGUGUUCAUGUUGAUGUUUACAAGCUACAAAUAUGCCUUAGAUAUCAUGUGCACCUUAUUAUUUAUACUUCAACAGAUUUAAGCAGCAUUAUGUUUCGUAAAAUAUGGAAGAAAAUCAUGUGUAAACAUUAUUCUGUUUACAUGCAAGAUGUAAUGUCAAAGGGACAUUAUACUACAUGAUAUGUUUUGUUUGUGUGAAAUGGCUUAUAAAAAAUUGUGGCAACCAAA
Gymnodraco acuticeps is the source of this 2366-nucleotide messenger RNA. Its product is annotated as probable crossover junction endonuclease EME2. Gene Ontology annotation, molecular function: nuclease activity; DNA binding. Gene Ontology annotation, biological process: resolution of meiotic recombination intermediates; mitotic intra-S DNA damage checkpoint signaling; replication fork processing. Lineage: Eukaryota; Metazoa; Chordata; Actinopteri; Perciformes; Bathydraconidae. The record is from RefSeq and is a predicted model, not a curated record. Gene Ontology annotation, cellular component: Holliday junction resolvase complex; nucleus. The coding region runs from base 757 to 2070 and encodes 437 amino acids. The transcript is spliced from 8 exons.